AUGUCUGAAUCCACUGAGCUCCAAUCUAUCCAUAAUCUAUCAACGUUCCAGGAGGCGAUAAAGAUACUUGAUCAAAAAAUUCGGAAGAGCCUUGUCGAUGGUGAUGUUGCUAAAGUUAUGGAUUCGCACUUGGAAACAGCAAAAGCGGUUGCCACAACCUGCGGUCGCUUCAAGGAGGAAAAAGAAAAGCCCCAGUAUAACUUCCUUUUCGCCUUUCUGAGUGCUUAUGGACACGCUUUCCGCAAGAGAGAGCAUCGCAGCCACGAGUUUCUCGAAUACUGCCAAAAUCUGCAACGUGAGAUCGAUGAUCCGCACGAUGAACCAGUACAGAAGCCCACAUUAGAAGGCAAGGAUGACCAGCAUUCAGAAGUGCACGUUCGCCAAAAUGUGGAUGGCGAGGGCAGCCGAAUUCGCCAAGACUCUGAGGGUCCAAGACGCACGACAAGAAAGUCUCGACACCAAGUCGCCAAUAAGCGCUCGCGGUCUAGUAGCGCUGAGAAAACCAAGACAGUCGCAGAGACAAUCGUCAACGACAGUGCAAACCAUUCCGCACUCAUUAGAGAACCGUCACCUCCACUUAAGAAACGUCGAGUGCAACAGGCCAGGCAAGCCAGCCCCGAACUUCCACCACCAAAAACACUUGUAUCUAUUGAAAACUCAAGCGACAACAAUAACGAAGAUGGAUAUGUUCCAUCAGAUAUUCCCUCUAAUAUCAAUCCGCCAGACACUCGUGUUAUAGCACCUGCACCCUCGUCGGACACUUCAUCUGGAAAACGAAUCACACGAGCCAUGGCAGCAGUAGCAAAGGGUCCAACGUCUACUGAAAACUUUGGUCGCAAACUUACUCCAGAACCCGCCCCACAUUCCAACGUUAAAACGAACAUAAAGGUGCAAGGCCGCUCUGAAACAAAGCAGGAUCGCACACCUCCUGUUCCAACCAACUAUGUCCAUCUCCAACCCUGCGCUCAGUGCGCAGAUCGCAAUAUUAAUUGCCGUGUCACAUAUAAAGGGUACUCUUGCUUUUAUUGUGGUUCGCAUCGGGUUCGCUGUGACAAUCGAGGGGAUACUAUUGUGAGGAGGCUGCCUGAGGCGAACGAAGAUAUCACAGGUCCUGUUGAAGAAGCUAGAAAACAUGGAAAACCAUUGCAUCGCCAAAAAAGGCCUAAACGCGAAACCGGCUCACCUGAACCAGAUGAAAAUUGUGGCCAUCACGACCCUCAACAUCACUCGCCGGCGCUGAGAGAUCCAAAGCACAGCAAUGGAAAGCAACCUAUAUCCGAGCAGACCGCAGACCUCAAUUCUUCCCAAACCAACCAAGACAAACAUCCUAUGGGUAAGUUUGUCUACACUGAGGCUAAGAUCAAAACAGAGAACGUACUCAAAUCAUGGGAAGCCAUACCAAGGUACACCGCACCACCCAAAGCAUCGUCUAGCUCACUUCCUCCCGAGAAAUCUGCGAGAGCGGCUAAAGACAUUGAAGAAUUUGCCAGGAAUUGGGAAGCAUGGGUGGCAGAAGAUAUGGCGCGAAGUGAAGCUCGUGCUCCAGCAGGCCCACUACCUACACGGCCGACAUAUAUUCGCAAUUGGGAAGACAACAAAGCAGAUGCAGAUAAUGAAGCUUACCCUAAUGAAGAUCGCCUGGCCCGAUUAGAGAAGAAUAUCACUAAGAUGAACAAAGUCAUGAAGCGAAUCGACAAGCAAUUGGCUAAUCACGACCAUGGCUUCGACUAUAUUGCAGCGAAAAUGGCGUUUUCCAUGGCUGCUAUAGACAUGCUCUCAAACAAAUUCGAAGUCCUGCAUUCCUAUCAUAGUGAUGUCCUUCAUAAAUUAGUCGGUGUUGAAAUAACGAUGGAGAACAUGCACGAUGAUACCUACCACAGAGGGGAAGAAGGUCCCUGCCCAUUUCGCCGCGGGAGUACAAAGGACCAAGGAAUUCAAACUGACUCUCAAACCAAAAUUCUUGACAGCAAAGGACUUUUCUCUAAGUCUUCGGGCAAGGUUGGUGAUGAAACCGGGAUUGGCGAGAACGGUGAAGAGAGCGAGAACGGCGAAGAGGGCGAGAACGGCGAAGAGAACGAGAACGGCGAAGAGGGAGAGAACGGCGAAGAGGGCGAGAACGGCGAAGAGAACGAGAACGGCGAAGAGGGCGAGAACGGCGAAGAGAACGAGAACGGGGAAGAGAACGAGAACGGGGAAGAGAACGAGAACGGCGAAGAGAACGAGAACGGCGAAGAAGGCGAGAAGGGCGGACAGGACGAACAGGGCGAGAAAUUUGGUGAUAAGGAUUCGGAUUCCUCGGCGGAGAUUGAUGCUGAUAAGAUGCCCUACAUUCCUGUUCAUUCGCGGGAAAAGUUAGAAGCCAGCCAACACCAGUGGUAUGGAGGUACUUCGGAUCAACCCAUUGACAUUGACUUUUACACUGAACUCGCCAAAGACCAGACUGACGUCGCCACCAACUUGAGAACAUCAGAUCAAGAAGGGACCUCGCAUGCAGAGUCAAAUGUGGCUGAGGUUUUUGGCGAAGAGGACGUUUCGUCAAAUCUGGAAGCUCGCCACGGCGAAGAACCCACCGAUGGCAAGAUGAAAGAUGAGAAUAUCACAGCAACACUAUCCACAAACAAUCUCAGUCUUGUCAAAUUCAUGCAUUCAAAUUUCCGCGAACCCCACCCUCACACCACACCUUCAACAUACACCAAUGAUGAUCUGGUUCGCCAGGUGGUUUCCAAACCCCAAUCCUGUCAUCCACUUUCCUUAUUUCUCAAAUAA
Messenger RNA from Psilocybe cubensis, 2766 nucleotides. RefSeq lists its product as uncharacterized. Bases 1 to 2766 code for a protein of 921 amino acids. The record is from RefSeq and is a predicted model, not a curated record. Lineage: Eukaryota; Fungi; Basidiomycota; Agaricomycetes; Agaricales; Agrocybaceae. The transcript has 5 exons.